AAUUUUCCAGUUCCAGUGUCGGUAGUUUUGUGUGACCGGUGGUUCGUAAUAAAACGUUUAUUUUUCUGUAUUUUAUCCAAAUAUACAUUUGUAACACGUUUUCCUCUGGUUUUUGUGAACAAUCCAAAGUUAAAAACUAUGAGCGCCGGGAGUCUUUCGACACUACUGAAUAAAUUUAGAUAUCAGGAAAGAUCUAAGAAAUUUCUGGUUGACGGAAAACAACAUGCUGAUGACACUUCCAUGACUUCAUCACGUUCAAACGUGUCUCCUUCAAACUCAUCGACAUUUGCCACAUUGUCAAGUCCAUCAUUGAAUUCACAAGACUCGGAUGUGACCUGUAUACCAGACACUCCAACAUCUCUUGCGUCCAGCCCUGUCUUCCCAAAGAUGAAGGAACGCUCAUCAAGACUUAACCUCUCAUCAUCAGACUCAGAAGAGGAAUGUAAUAAAGACUUAGCAGAAACACCAAAGACUUCCAAAGGAGCCAAAAGCAGCAAUAAACCAACAAUGAGAUCACUUGGUGAAAGGAAAUUCCGUUUAGUCUCAACUGGAAGUGAAGAAUCCGAUACAGAGGAUAAUGAAGCAAGUUCAGCAUUAUCGUCUGAAGAAAGAUCUACUAAUGGCUCAGAGGAUGAGGAUACAACUGAUUCAUCCUCAGAUUCUGACAGCAGGAGGCGGGUACCAACAGGUACCAGAGUGAAGAGUGCAGGCCUACACUCCUCUCCCAACAAAGCAUCCUCGAAUCAUUACUCUCCGAUGAAAUACAGUGCCUUACCAAGCUCCUCAUCUGACUCAGACAUCACCACCCUCGGCAGUCAUCAACAAAGUCUCAAAUACAACCCAGUAGGCAAUGGAAUCAGUGAUCUGGAAACUCCACCUCCAACAGUCAAGAGAAUAAAAAAGAAGAGGAGGCGUAUUUUAUCCGAGGGGCAGGAGAGUGUUGAUGGAGGAGGAGACAGUGAGCAAGAGAAGGAUGCGGUUGAGAUGAGGAGGAAGGAGGAUGUUAAGAAACUAAAGGAGAUGUUUCCUAAAUGGAGAUCUGAGGAAAUAGAAGAAGUGUUAACUAAGUCUGGUGGUUGUAGUGAUACAGCAGCUUCUAUGAUGGCUAAUAGAGACAGUGAUAGCGGUCAGUCAGAUACUAAAGAAUCUCCAGUGAGAAAAAGAAGUCCAAGGAAAAAGCGUCGUAGAAUUGAGCAUGCGUCUGAUAAAGAAAAUAGUCAGCGGAUGUCAAAGUCUAAAAUGACGGCAUAUUUCCCCAAGGUAACUAAGACGUCUACUAAGCAGGAUGAGUCGUUGAAGAAGAGACGACCCGAUAAAGAGAUCAUGAGUAGUGAGGAUGAGAAUUACUCAACGAGUAGCGACAGUGAAAAUACUGAACAAAGAGGUGGAUCUAGAGAGAAGACUGAGAUGGAUGACUUGAUUCUUACAUUUUUCAACGAAGCAACUCCUGAGGAGUUAUUGAGUAUCAAUCAUUGCUCCAAGACUAAAGUUCAGAAAAUAAUUUCUAUAAGACCGUAUGAAGACUAUGAUGACUUGGUAUCUAAGAUGCAGCUGACUAAAGGACUAACGAUCUCCUUAGUAUGGAACUGUGCUGAGUUGUUUGAGAGUCACCAGGUCAUGACCUCUAUCAUGGAUCGUUGUUGUAAGAUCUCAGAUAGCAUUCAGACCAUAGUAUCUAAGCUACUACCUAAUAAGGAAGGUGAAGACAGUGAUGAUGGGAGAGAUAUUGAGGGACAGAUUACAAAACAACCUCUAAUCCUCUCGGAGAAACUCGUCCUGAAGCCAUACCAGGUGGUUGGACUCAACUGGCUAGCUUUGAUGCACAGACAGGAAGUCAAUGGCAUCCUAGCUGAUGAAAUGGGACUUGGUAAGACUGUACAGACGAUUGCAUUCUUAGCUUAUUUAAUGGAGCAAGGAGAUGGAGGACCUCAUCUUAUUGUAGUUCCAUCAUCAACUCUAGAGAACUGGGCUCGUGAGCUUCAUACAUGGUGCCCAGCCUUGGAGGUGAUUUUAUAUUCGGGUAGUGCUGAGGAGAGGAGAGAGUUACGAUAUAACAUCUUAGCUGAGUGUAUCUCAUGUAAUGUCAUCGUUACAUCAUACAACAUGUGUACUAGUAAUGCAGAUGAUCGUAGUUUGUUCAGGAAGAUGGGGAUACAUUAUGCUGUGUUUGAUGAGGCACACAUGCUGAAGAAUAUGCAAUCUCAACGCUAUGGUACUCUCAUGAAGAUCAGGGCUGAGAGGAAGCUGCUUUUGACUGGUACCCCGCUACAGAACAAUCUGAAAGAGCUGAUUUCAUUGUUAAGCUUCGUCAUGCCUAAAAUGUUUUGCGAUAACGCAGCAGAACUACAGAAGAUGUUCACACUAACAAAACAAAAGAGUGAGAAUCCCUUGGAGCAGAGUUCCUUUGAGAGAGAUCGGAUUACUCAUGCUAAGCAGAUUAUGCAACCAUUCAUGCUAAGAAGACUUAAAUCACAGGUGCUUAAACAACUACCAAAGAAGAGUGAAACUAUACUUAAAUGUCCAAUGAUCGCCAGUCAACAAGAGUGCUAUAAUAAUAUUAAGAUGGCCUUAACACAAGAUCUACGCCAUCUUGGAGAUGGAUCUAAGAUCAAGCUGACUAAGCUGUCUUGUGCCAUGAUGCAGUUACGUAAAGGUGCUAAUCAUGAGAUGUUGAUGAGAAAUCACUAUGACGACGCUAAACUACGACAGAUGUCAAAACUCAUGCUCAAGGAGCCAACUCAUUAUGAUGCUGAACCUGAACUAAUCUUUGAGGACAUGUCAGUCAUGACAGACUUUGAGUUACAUCGACUCUGUAAGGAAUACAGCAUCCUCAAACCAUUCGUACUCCCCACUGAGCUUCUUGUUGCUUCUGGUAAAUUCCAAGCUCUAGAUAAGAUGCUUCCAGAACUCAAAGAAAAUGGAAGCAGAGUGUUGAUGUUCAGUCAGUUUGUGAUGGUCUUAGACAUUAUUGAGAUUUAUAUGAAACAUCAUCAAUAUAAAUAUCUACGCCUAGAUGGCCAGACUCCAGUGUGUGAUAGGUUGACUAUGAUUGAUAAAUACAACAAUGAUGAGUCCAUCUUUGUGUUUCUCUUAUCAACUCGUGCUGGUGGUCUUGGAAUCAAUCUAACAGCCGCCAAUCACGUGAUCCUACAUGAUAUUGACUAUAAUCCCUAUAAUGAUAAACAAGCUGAGGAUAGAUGCCAUCGGGUCGGACAAAAAAGGGACGUGAUGGUUACGAAAUUGAUCAGUAAUAAUUCCAUUGAGGAAGGAAUGCUACGAUGUGCUAAAUAUAAGCUCAGGCUAGAGGAACAAAUGACAACCAAUGAAGACGCUGAAGGAGAUGAUAAAAGUGCAGCAGAUAUUGCGAGCUUACUUAAAGAUGCCUUAGAUCUAUGAUAGAUGGCAACGCCCAGGCCCCACCCUGAUCAGCUUCGCAAUCCAAGGUCUACCUCAAAGGGCAUUAGAAAGGGUAACAAAGGUACAAUGUCCUGUCAUCUUGCCAACAUCAAAUGAAGCGUAAAUUGAGAUUUGAGCUCAAUCAAGAGCUUGCCAUUUUGGUUAUAUCUUGAGUUAAAGGUGUUUGUAUGAAUCAUUGUUUAUUUUGUGUUACCACGUCUCUUUCAUUUGUUUUGUCUUACCCAUAAUUGUUACCCAUCAAAACAAAUUAAGCACCACACAGCGAUAGUCAAUUCUGUUUACAAAUUUGUCCAUGUAUUUAAUACUUGGUGUUUUCACACCCAAAUGUGCCACUUGUGGUUUUGUUGUCUGCACACUGCUGUACACAAAUGUAAGAAAUGGGAUUAAUGUUUCAAACUUUUAAAACUAUUAUUUAUGUAUUUUUGUUCUCAAAAGAGCUUGUGUAUGAGAUCCAAAAACUGGAACUUUGACACCAAAUCAUUUAUACUAUGUCUGUCUUUAUGUUCACUUAGUUUAUGUUAUUAAAAGUAUAAAAUAGUCUGUUCCCCCACCCCCCCCCCCCCCCAAACCAUAAUGAAAUUGUUGUUUCUUGUUUUAAUUUAACUGAAUUAUGUCUAUUUAGAUUCAUUACAAAUAUACAGUAUUUUUGUGAGUCUUUUAUUUCGCAGUGAGCCGUUUCUAUUUCAGUUGUUUCCUUUGUUUAUAUUGCUGAGAAUUAUUGAAAGAAUCAUUGAUCUCGCGCAAUUUACGCAAAAAAUUAUCCAAAGAAUACUAAAUGAUACCUUAAAAUCAGUUCAAAAUUCCAAUUUAUAAUUAAGUGUGAGCUCAUUUCCUAAACAUUUAUAAACCUUUGCUUGAAACAACACACAACCCAAAACACUCUGGGAUCCUAAUGUCACAAAUAAGUACCAGGAACAAAAACAAGUUACUUUAAGAAAAACUUCAUUACAAUUUAAUGAUAAUAAGGCACAUUUUACAUCUCCUGUCUCCACCCCAGCCCCCCCCCCCCCAACAUAGAAUAGAUGGGUCCAUUAAGCUCAACCCAGUUUUUUACAGCCACAAACACAUGCCCCUAAAACCAACUAAACACUACCAAAAGGUAAACAAGUUGUCUCAACUUAAUGUUGUUAUUGAGGCACAUGACUAAUGUACAUGCUCCCCACACAUGUGCCAUUUAUAAAUAGUAGUUGUGAUGGAGGGAGGGGCAAGGCUUAGAGGUGUUUUGAUGGAUUAGUCUAUGAUUGAAAAGGUGAUUCCUGACUGAACAGAGAGUAUUGUCUACAAGUGUGCAUGAUUAUGUAACAGUUUCAUGCAUAAUAACAUUCAGCAUUUCAUAUUUAAUUUAAUUUAAAACAUGGGAAGCUUCAGUGGAUUAAUAAAAAAAUAUUGUAUUUUUUAA
Asterias rubens (European starfish) is the source of this 4816-nucleotide messenger RNA. Its product is annotated as SWI/SNF-related matrix-associated actin-dependent regulator of chromatin subfamily A containing DEAD/H box 1B-like. The transcript is spliced from 21 exons. The record is from RefSeq and is a predicted model, not a curated record. Bases 139 to 3396 code for a protein of 1085 amino acids. Lineage: Eukaryota; Metazoa; Echinodermata; Asteroidea; Forcipulatida; Asteriidae. Gene Ontology annotation, cellular component: nucleus. Gene Ontology annotation, molecular function: chromatin binding; ATP-dependent chromatin remodeler activity; ubiquitin binding.